Messenger RNA from Euleptes europaea (tarantolino), 879 nucleotides. RefSeq names its product tetraspanin 33 (gene TSPAN33). The coding region runs from base 4 to 861 and encodes 285 amino acids. Gene Ontology annotation, cellular component: membrane. The transcript has 8 exons. The record is from RefSeq and is a predicted model, not a curated record. Lineage: Eukaryota; Metazoa; Chordata; Lepidosauria; Squamata; Sphaerodactylidae.
GUCAUGGCGAAGAGGGCGGCGGGGGGCUCCGCGGCCCCCCAGGCGGAGGACUUCUCCUUCGUCAGCCCCCUGGUCAAGUACCUGCUCUUCUUCUUCAACAUGAUCUUCUGGAUGAUUUCCAUGGUGAUGGUGGCCAUCGGGAUCUACGCCCGGCUGAUGAAGCAUGCAGAAGCGGCCAUGGCUUGUCUGGCGGUGGACCCGGCCAUCCUGCUCAUUGUGGUGGGCGUCCUGAUGUUCUUCAUCACUUUCUGCGGUUGCAUCGGCUCUCUGCGCGAGAACAUCUGCCUGCUGCAGACGUUCUCAGUCUGCCUGACAGUCAUUUUCCUCCUCCAGCUGGUGGUCGGCGUCCUGGGCUUCGUCUUCUCUGACAAGGCCCGCGGGAAAGUGAGCGAGAUCGUCAACAAUGCUAUAGUGCAUUACCGGGACGACCUGGAUCUCCAAAACCUGAUCGAUUUCGGCCAGAAGGAGUUCAGCUGCUGUGGGGGCGUCUCCUACAAAGACUGGUCCCAGAACAUGUACUUCAACUGCACGGCUCGCAACCCCAGCCGGGAACGCUGCUCUGUGCCUUAUUCUUGUUGCUUGCAGGCCGAAGACCAGUUGGUCAUCAACACCAUGUGCGGUCAGGGCAUGCAGGCCCUCAACUACCUGGAGGCCGGCGAGUUCAUCUACACCAACGGCUGCAUCGACAAGCUGGUGAACUGGAUCCAUAGCAACCUCUUCCUGCUCGGCGGGGUUGCCCUUGGCUUGGCCAUUCCCCAGCUGAUUGGGAUCCUGCUCUCCCAGGUCCUUGUCAACCAGAUCAGAGACCAGAUAAAGCUGCAGUUGUACAACCAGCAGCAUCGAGCGGAUCCCUGGUACUGACUGGAUUUCUUCGCCGAG